This is a messenger RNA of Cajanus cajan (pigeon pea), 1544 nucleotides long. Its product is annotated as ARM repeat superfamily protein. The record is from RefSeq and is a predicted model, not a curated record. Lineage: Eukaryota; Viridiplantae; Streptophyta; Magnoliopsida; Fabales; Fabaceae. Gene Ontology annotation, molecular function: protein binding.
CUGGUUUCUGCAUGUGCUCUGUGCUCCCUCUGUAUUUUAAAGAUCACAGAGCUCUUCAAAUAGUCUCAUUGAUUCUCUUUCUCUCCCUUCUCUCUCUGUCUCCAAAGAUAGAAACAGAAACUAAAUUGUAUAAGAACCAAACCCCAAACACACUUUUUCAAAUAUCAAUAUCUUGCUUUGUUUUUUCUCCUUCCUCUCAAACAUGUCAACUCCAACAUCAUCAUCAUCUUCUUCUAUUUGGGUGUUGUCUAACAUAAAGCUUCAGUUCUUUGCCCGUAUCAGACGGUUUCUCCAAUCCAAAGCAACCAGAAAGCGAUGUGAACCCUCUGAUCGAUUUGACACCGCAAAGAACAAAACUGAACCCGACAACAAAGUAGAAAAUUUUGAAACAGUUCAAGUUACGGAGAAGCAUAAGGAGAAGGAGGAGGAGGAGGAGGAGGAAGAGUCUGUGAUCAUGAUGCAGAGAACUGUGAAGAUGCUUCACUUUGGAAGCUGGGAAGAGAAGGAGGUUGCAGUAAAGGAGAUUGAAAAGUUAGCCAAGGAAGAUGUUAAGGUUAGAAAGUUGAUAACAGAACUUGGGGUAGUGCCGGUGCUGGUGUCUAUGGCGGUGUCGCCGGUGAAUAGCCGCCGGCAAGCAGGGUUGACGGCGUUGAUCCACCUAGCUGAUGGAACUUACACGAACAAGGCUUUGAUAGUGGAGGCAGGAAUACUGUCCAAGCUGCCUAAUACAAUUGACCUUGUAGAUGAAUCAACAACAAGUAAAUUGGCAGAAUUGCUUUUGUCAUUGUCAUCUCUAGCAAACACUCAAUUCCCUCUUGCUUCAUUGGACUUUCUCCCAUUACUUAGAAACAUUCUUGAGACAGGCUCAAGAAGUUUUGACACCAAACAAUGUUGUUUAGGUGCCUUAUAUAACCUAUCAACUGUGUUAGAGAAUGCAGGUCCUUUGGUUUCAAGUGGGGUGGUCCCUUUCCUCUUGGAAGUUUCCUCAGUGAAAGAAGUUUCUGAGAAAGCCCUUGCCACUCUAGGGAACUUGUCAGUGACUUUGAUGGGAAAGAAAGCAAUGGAGAACAGCUCAAUGGUGCCAGAAAGAUUUAUUGAGAUCUUGUCAUGGGAAGAUAAACCUAAAUGCCAAGAGUUGUCAGUGUAUAUUUUGAUGAUUCUAGCACAUCAAAGUUCACUGCAAAGAAAGAAAAUGGCAGAGGCAGGGAUUGUUCAUGUGCUUCUUGAAGUGGUUCUGUUGGGGAGUCCUUUGGCUCAGAAGAGAGCAAUGAAACUUUUGCAAUGGUUUAAGGAUGAGAGACAAACAAGGGUGGGGCCACAUUCUGGUCCACAAACACCGAGAUUUGCAAUGGGGUCACCGGUGAAUCAAAUAGAAGCAAAAGAAGGGAAGAAAUUGAUGAAGAGUUUGGUGAAACAAAGUUUGCAUAGGAAUAUGGAAAUAAUAACGCAGAGGGCAAAUGCAGCAGGGGAGUCUUCAAAAUUGAAAUCUUUGAUUAUUAGCACAAGUUCCAAGAGCUUACCUUACUAAGAUUUUUUUUUUUUUA